AUGAGCUCCAUUUUGAACUUGUCAAACUUGAAAGACAAGAUAUCAUCAAAGUUGAGUCUGCAGGGAUCCUCAAGAAAUCAGAAACCUGGUAAGGAUUCAAAAAAGAAGGAUCUGCAAAAACCUAAGGAAUACAAACAAGAGGAGGUAAAGUCGAAGGAGACAAAGAAGAAAGAUAAUGAGGGAGAAAAUAGUAAGAAGAGUAAGCAAUCCAGUGUUGUUUCUGACGGCAAGAAUCUUAACAACACAAACGAGAUUUUGCGUCAGGAGGCAUUAGCUUUAGGUGCAACAGAAGAGGAUUUGAAAUUACUACAAGGAAUAGAAAGUGACGAUGAAAAGAGUGAAAUUGAGUUUGAUGAUGAUUCAAAAUUGGAUAAGGAGUUUGGAAACGAUUUAAGUAAAUUCAUCAAGGAUAUUGGCUUAGGAAAUGGGGAAGCUGUUGUCAUUGACGAUGAGAGUAUCGAAGAGGUAGAUGGUAGUGACAGUAUUGAGGAAGAAGAAGAAGAAGGAGAAGAUGUCUCUUUGGAAGAUGGUAUAUCGAGCUCUGAAUCAAGCUCUGAUGAAGAAGAAGAGGAAAAGGAAGAAGAGGAAGAGGUGCCGGAAUUAGUUCAAGAUACCACCACAAACUCUACAACUAAUGGUGAAGAUGGAGUGGUUGUGAAAGAGGCCGAUCUAAAGAAGUCAAAGAUCAAAAAAGUAGAGAAAGAAGAAAAUGCAGAUGAAAUUACCGACUUCUCCAUGGUUUCAAGUGGAAAACUUGCUGUUCCAAACAGAUUGGAUUGGUAUAAUAUCUAUCCACUCACAAACACGGAUGCUUUACCCAAGCUAGAUCGAUUUGCCCGUGAAAGAUUACUUGAACGUGGACAAAAAACAUUAGAUAAAGACAACAAAGUGUACUUGGAAGAAUUUGCUUCCAACUCUUCACAAAAGAAAUUCUUGUCACAAAUCUUGUCUGAUGGUACGUUAAAUGACAAGAUUUCAGCAUUGACCUUGUUAGUACAGGAAGCACCAUUGCAUAACUUGAAAGCUCUUGAUACCCUUUUAUUGUAUUGUGAUAAGAAAUCAAGAACUGCUGCAUUACAAUCAAUAGCUGCUUUGAAGGAUUUGCUACUCAAUGGACUAUUACCUGAUCGUAAAUUGUUUGCAUUUGACAAACAGCCCUUAUCAAAAGAUGAAUCUUCAAUGACUGAUGCUCAAUUAGCUGUAUUCUGUUUCGAAGAUCAUUUGAAAAAGACAUAUUUCAAAUUACUUCAGAUUUUGGAGAGGCUCUUGCAGGAUCCAAUUGUUCAUGUUAGAAUGAAUGCAUUGAACCAUGUUUUUGAUUUGCUAAAAUCAAAACCAGAACAAGAAGUCAAUUUGUUGAAAUUGGGUGUAAAUAAAUUGGGUGAUACUGAUAACAAAGUAGCGGCAAAAGCUUCUUACUUGAUCUUACAAUUGGAACAAACACACCCAGCAAUGAAAAAGAUUGUCACUGAUGCAGUAAUUGAUGUUAUAUUUCAAAGUACCACCGAUGAUCAUUCUAAGUAUUAUGGUGUUACUACACUCAACCAAACCAUCAUUACAAGAAGAGAAGAUGAGUUGGCAAAUUCCUUAGUCAAGACUUACUUUGCAUUAUUUGAAAAGGUACUAAUCGAAAGCAGUUUCUUUGCAAAAUCAACUGGUGAUUCUGAAAAGGACAAGUUGAUUGGUGAAUCUCAAAAGGGAAGAAAGAAUAAUCGAAAGAAUUUCAAAAAGGGUAAGAAGGGAGGUAAAUCAGUAAAACAAGAGGAGAAAUCUCAACAAGAGAUAAUUGAAGAGAAGAACUCAAAAAUGUUUUCAGCCUUGUUAACUGGUUUGAAUCGUGCUUUUCCCUUUUGCAACUUGCCUAAUGAAAUAUUUCAAAGUCAUUUGGACACUUUAUUCAAAAUUACCCAUAGUAGUAAUUUUAAUACUGCUAUACAAGCUUUAGUUUUAAUUAAUCACAUCAUUACCAAACAAGAAUUGAACUCAGAUAGAUACUACAGAACCUUAUAUGAAUCGUUACUUGACUCGAGAUUGGUAAACACUUCAAAACAAGGAAUUUACUUGAACUUGUUGUACAAAUCAUUGAAGAAUGAUUCUUCGAACAUUCCAAGAGUUUUAGCAUUUGUGAAAAGGAUAAUUCAAGUGAUUGCCCAUUGGUUGAAUGUGGGGGCUAUUGCUGGUAUGUUGUAUUUACUUAUGGAAUUAUCCAAGUCGAUGCCUGAAAUUGGCGAUUUGUUAAUUGAUGUCAAUUCAAGACCUGAUGAAGAAAAGGGGGACGAUGCCAACAAGGAGCCAUCUGCAGAGAUAGAAGGAUCAGACAAAACUGAUUCGAUCUCCAUUCAGCAAGUCAACGUUUAUGACCCAAAGAAACGUGAUCCAAAUUAUGCCAAUGCUGAUAAAUCAUCCUUGUGGGAAAUCGACUUAUUUGUUAACCACUUCCAUCCCACUGUAUCUCUUUAUGCAUCAUCGUUCAUUGACGGUACUCCACAGACCAAACCUGACUUGGGACUAUACACAUUAGCUCAUUUCUUGGAUCGUUUUGUUUACAAGAAUGCCAAGCAAAAACCACAAACAAAGGGUUCUUCAAUCAUGCAGCCAUUGGGCGGAGCACAUACAGGUGAGUUGUUGGUAAGGUCAACGAAUGUUUUGGAUCAUUCGAUUCCGGCAAAUACCGAAAACUGGUUGAACAAAAAAGUGAAUGAUAUUAGAGCCGAUGAGAGGUUUUUCCAUCAAUAUUUUACUACAAAGGUGAACAAGUUGAAAAAGAAGACAAAAGAAGAAGAUGAAGAAAAAGAGGGAGAAGAGGGAGAAGAUAUUGAUGGUGAAGAUAGAGAUGAGAAUGGUAUGGAUGAUGAUGAAGUUUGGAAAGCCUUGGUCAACUCUAGACCCGAUGUCGAAGCUUCGUCCGGUGAUGAAAUGUCUGACCUUGAUCCUGAAGACUUUUCUGAUUUGGACGAUGACGAAGAAGUGGAGCUUCUGGGAGAGGAUGAAGAUGGUGGCGAUUUUGAUGACGGAGAGAUUAAUGAAUUUGACAGACCACUUUCAGUAGGAAAUGAUAUUGACGAUAAUGAUAAUUCUGAUGCAGAAUUUAACAAAUUCAUUGACGAUGAGGCUGAAGAAGAUUUUGAUGACGAAUUUGAUGAAGAUGAAGCAAAAAUGUUCAAUAUUAAUGAUGACGAUGAGUUGUCUGAUUCGGAAGUUGAUAUCAAGAUGUUGGAGGACAUGGAUGUGAGUGGAGGCGAUGGUAGUGAAGAAGAAGAAGAACAAAAGCCAGUCAAGCAAAACAAGAAAAGAAAGAGUGACAAGGAAGAAGAUAAUUCGUCCAUGUCAAAGAAGAAGUCCAAAAGACCAAGAAUUAAAGACUUGCCAUUAUUUGCAUCAGCGGAAGACUACGCUGACAAGUUAUAG
Lodderomyces orthopsilosis Co 90-125 is the source of this 3408-nucleotide messenger RNA. It is a transcript of the gene MAK21, whose product is annotated as RNA-binding ribosome biosynthesis protein. Lineage: Eukaryota; Fungi; Ascomycota; Pichiomycetes; Serinales; Debaryomycetaceae. The record is from RefSeq and is a predicted model, not a curated record. The transcript has a single exon. Gene Ontology annotation, cellular component: nucleus. Bases 1 to 3408 code for a protein of 1135 amino acids.